AGGAGCCUCUCACGUCCGGGGGAAGCCUGAAACUUUCCCAGGUGGAUCAAUCAAAUCAAAUCAGGAUCAUUUCUUCCUGUUGAUGAAAUGAGAAACAUCUGACUCCUCUGAGCUCCAAGUUACUACUGUCCACCCUAUCCAGCAGUCAGGACUUCAAGGGGUUCCGAGAGGUGAGGCUGGAUAGUCCGUCCAGCUCUUCCAACUCAUCCUGGUCUUCGUCGAUUUUUCCCAGUUCAGAAAUAACAUCCAUCAGUUCGGACCAGAUCGUGACGCCACUGUCUACCCCAUGUCUGUACCAGCCGAUGGAAAAGGGAGCUAUGGGUGCCUUCGAGGACAAAAUGGUGUGGAAAGAGACGUCUUUUCUUGGGAAUGAUGACCAUAAGAACAAACCGUCUGGCUGGCCUCCCCCCGGUCCGGGCUCCUGGGGGGGACUGCAGGGGCCCCCGUACAGCUGGGACAGUAUGAACAGCUCCAGAGAGGACUACCUCACCAGUCAGGUGUCACAGAGCAGUUCCCUGGAGGAGGUUCACCUGGACGCCCUCCCUCCGGCUCCUCGUCUGGUGGAGAUGAGGAGGGACCCGGUGCUCGGCUUUGGGUUUGUGGCCGGCAGCGAGAAGCCUGUGGUCGUACGCUCCGUCACCCCCGGUGGUCCAUCUGAAGGGAAACUGUUGCCUGGAGACGAGAUUAUAAUGAUCAACGAUGAGCCUGUGAGUUCUGCUCCCCGAGAAAGAGUCAUCGACCUGGUCAGGAGCUGCAAAGAAUCCAUUUUACUGACUGUUGUCCAACCAUAUCCUUCGCCUAAAUCUGCGUUUAUCAGCGCCGCCAAAAAAGCCAUGCUCAAGUCCAACCCCGUCAAAGUGCGCUUCGCCGAGGAGGUCAUCAUCAACGGACAGGUCCCGAACCCCGUGAAGGACCACUCCCUCCUCUUCAUGCCAAAUGUGCUGAAAGUUUACCUGGAGAACGGGCAGACCAAAUCGUUUCGCUUUGACAGCAGCACUUCGAUUAAGGACGUGAUUCUGACCCUGCAGGAGAAGCUGUCAAUCAAGUGUAUCGAGCACUUCUCCCUGAUGCUGGAGCAGAGGGCAGAGGGCGGGACCAGACUGCUCCUGCUCCACGAACAGGAAAUGCUCACUCAGGUGACCCAGAGGCCCGGCUCCGAGAAGAUGAAGUGCUUCUUUCGGAUCAGUUUUAUGCCUCGAGACCCGGUGGAGCUGCUCCGGAGAGACGCAGUGGCUUUUGAAUACCUCUAUGUACAGUGUUGUAAUGACGUGGUUUUGGAGAGAUUUGGGGCGGAGCUAAAGCCGGACGCCGCGCUCCGAUUGGCCGCUCUGCAGAUGUACAUCCUCACCAUGACGACGAGACAGAGCCAGAAAGUGUCUCUCAAAUACAUACAAAAAGAGUGGGGUUUGCCUCUCUUCCUGCCCCCCGCUGUUCUGUCCACCAUGAAAGAGAAGAACAUUAAGAAAGCUCUGACGCACAUCCUCAAAACCAACCAGAACCUGGUGCCCCCUGGGAAAAAGCUGACUGCGCUUCAAGCCAAGGUCCAUUACCUGAGAUACCUGAGCGAACUCAAACUGUACGGGGGAAGAGAGUUUAGAUCAAUACUUCUGCAGGGGGAGAAGCAGACGGACGUGACGCUGCUGGUGGGUCCUCGCUACGGCAUCAGUCACGUGAUCAACGCCAGGACGAACUUGGUGGCGCUGUUGGCCGAUUUCAGCCACGUGAACCGCAUCGAGAUCCUGACGGAGGACGAGACCAACGUGAGGCUGGAGCUGCACGUGCUGGACGUCAGGCCCAUCACUCUGAUCAUGGAGUCCAGUGACGCGAUGAACCUGGCCUGUCUCACCGCGGGGUACUAUCGCCUCCUGGUGGACGCCCGCAGAUCCAUCUUCAGUAUGUCCCACUGCAACAGCACCGGAGACGAGACCAGUCCAGAUCGAGUCCUGGAGUGGCCGUACAGCACCUCACUGGGCGAAAACGAGGAGCAAACUUCGAACCAAGACGAGAUUUACAACCGCGACUAUCCCGACGACAUCCACAGACACGACAGCGUCCAAACGUACCCGAACCAGGACCCCCCGGAACGAGACAGAGGGGCAAACCGAAGCCCGCUACCCCCUCCUCUGCCUCCGUCGACCCGCCACAAACCGCAAGACUCACCCCGAAGCGCGAAAGUUUCAUUUAUUUUCGGAGGAGACCCACCUUUGAGUAAAAAUCGAGGGUACGAAAGACUUGUAGAAAGCCCAGAUAUUCCGGAUAGAUCUACAAACUACAUGCACAACAGCACAGAUCGAAUGCCGUAUCACUACACGCACGUUUACAGUAAUAUUAUAAGCGAAGAAGGCGGAGAGGAGCCUUUGCUGAACGAAUUGCUCUACGCCGAUACAACGGACGACGCCGAGGACGAGGACGAGGACUGCGAUGAAGAUUCGGCAGGCGGGACCCCGAUGAGCGACGAGAACAAACCCCUAAACUACAACCAAGACGACGGGCCUCCCACCGCCGCCAGCAAAGCCACGUUUCUGACCUGCUCCGGCUCCACGGACGACAUCAUCGACUUGACCUCGCUGCCGCCACCGGAGGGCGACGACGGCGUGGACGAGGAGGACGACGACACGCUGCUGGAGACGCUGAACCUGGCCAUAGCGGCGCCCCCUCCCGGUUUCAGAGACAACAGCUCGGACGAGGACACGGAAGGGAGGAUGCUGAGCGUGGAGGAAAGCGACGAUAUUCCGGUGUCGCUGAUCGACGCGGUGCAGACUCACGAGGAGGAGGAGGGGAGGGCGGCGGACAGGGGGAGGGACAGCGCCGUGGUGGAGACGCUUCAGGCCAUAGAGGCGCUGUCGGUGUCCGAGCACAGACCGCCGCCGCCGCCUCCUCCUCCGCCGGGCUGCAGCAACACAGGUCCUUACUCCCAAGGCUUUAGCCCUCAGUCGUCCUCAGACUCUGGCAAUGAAACCAACUCUUCGGAGAUGACAGAGCUCAAUGACCUGGCGUCUCACAGGCUCUUGGUGGCCACUCGCGAGGGAUAUCAGCCUUUACUUGAGGAGAAAACUGAAUUCCCUGUCUCCCCAUCCACAGGCGGAGGAGGUCCCAGCACGCAGACGAAACCAGCCAGGCACCACCACCACCACCACCAAGCCCCGGCCGUUCCCCCAAGACGAAGCCCCUUUCUCGACGCCCCCGGUUCUGGUUUUGACAGCUUCGACGGGAGGCCACCGAGCCAUAUGUCCGCGACGCUGCAAAGGCCGAGCUCGACCACGCCCGGGGGGAAGCACCACCGUAAAUCCGCAGACUCCGGCGGGAAAUACAACACGUUCAGCACAAGGGAUGGUUUUCGAAGCGGUAGCCAUUUCGAUCUCGACCAGCGCACUUCGUUUUGCGACCGACGGGAGCUGCAAAGAAGACAGAACUCAUUCGUAGCGGAGAAUCUAACUUCGGAAGACAACAUCAGACCAACUCGCCCAACGUCGUCGACUUGCGAAAGACUUUUAGAAAUCGAAAACGCGGACGGUAGAGCCACAAACGCAGAGCAAGACGAGCAUUUAGUCGUGGCUUCGUUGCUAUCUCCGAGCAAAAAGGCGAGAUCGGGCGGGGUUGAGCAAAGUUCGGAUUCGCCGAUGGAGCACCCGCCUAUGUCCAGACAGCAAAGCGUGGCCCGAUUGUGCGAGUACCAUUUAGCAAAACGGAUUUCAAACUUACAAGGAGAAGCGCACAGUUCGUUGCAAGGGUCUUUAUGCUCAUCGUUGGACGCCGGCGGAAGCACAAACAGCAGCAGCGUCACGCCAACCGACUCUCCGCUCGGACCUGCGCAGGUCGACUCGAAACACCCGCACCAUCACCACAACCCGAGGCACCCGCUCUCCAGCUCGUCUUCCUCGCUUCUUCGGGUGCUAAACUACGACGACAAAGCUGGUUUUCCCGGGCAGGUUAAAGACAUGCACCCUCACGCCGACCCGAACUUGUUGAGGAAAAUGCUGCCCAAUAUCCACGGAGCUGGGGACGGGCGUUGCGCAUCGACUCCGCCCAAACAUGCGGCAAGCAAGAAGCUCUACAACGAUCUGCACGCUAAACAGGCGAUGUUAAAGAACGCGAAAGAAGGCAGCGAGGCGUAUAGGCAGCUAAUAAACUAUCUAACUGUGAGUCAAAUGCAUCAAGGCGGGAAACUACAUGGCGCAGGAGGGGCCAAAAAGGAAGGGAAACGCUACAUAACGAGCAAUCCACAGUUGGUCGAAAUGGUUAGGAACAGAGCUAAUCCGAACGCGCGUUGCCAGUGUAUCCCGGCGUCAGUAUCGUCGCCGUUUCUAAGCCCGGGGAAUUCAAACCAAGCUUUGCAAAUGGCGAAUAAAAACCCACGGGCGUUUCAUUCGGCGACGCUUCCGGCGAAACUCAACCGGAGUCCAGUCGUGCACGCGCAAAAACCGAGCGAUAACAUCGAUUUGCGGCGAUCCACGUCCGAAAGAAGGAGCUCGUUUUCGGGUUUGGAGAGCGAGCUGGAAAAAAGCGGGAUAGAUCCGGAAGCGUUUUUAUCGGCGUAUAAGAAGAACGGUUGCUUGAGUCCGAACGGCGGAACGAACAGACCUCCGCCGAGAUCUAGAAGCCAACCAGGAGGGGGCGUCGGCGAGGAGUGGUUCAGGCAGGACGUUAAAGCGAAGCAAAGCAGCAGGUUAUCCAGGCAAGGUGAGUCUUUGUGUAGCCAACAGGACGCGGUGAAUACAAUCGGAAGAGCGGAUCACGCCUCUGCGUUCAUGCGACAAGCUUCCGGUUCGAGAUCUUGCCUGACGUUACCGAAUCCGAACACGCAAUGCCCUCCGCCGCCAGCUCCUCCUCCUUCUCAGCAAAUCCAAGCGAAUAAUUUACUCCAACCGGGCCCCGUGCAAAACCACAUAUCUCCCGAUCACUUCACGAGCAGCUUACAACGCGGAAGGGAGCUGAAACGCAGCACUAGCAACAUCACCGCGAGUUCGGGGAGCGUCGAGGCGCUUUUCGAGAAACCCGUGCGGAGCCGUAGCCAGCAGCCCUUGACGGCGAACGUCCCGCAACAAAAUGAGACGAAAGUGCAGCGCAGGCCGAGGAAACGGUUGUCCAAAAGCUACUCGCAAGGUUCGGUUUCGGCUUCGUCGCACACAACUUGCUGGUCGGGAGGCGGUAGUUUCGAUUGCAGACGAGCUUCGGUCGCGUUCCCAUUGCAAAAAGACGGUAAAAAUAUGAAGGGAGGGCAGAAGUUAGACACGAGUCCCUGGAGGUGCAACGGGCCUUUCAGCUACUGCUUCUUCAAACGUAAAAGCGAAGGCGAAGAGGACGACAUCGAGUGGGAAAGACCAAGACGAAGCCGCGAUUUUGAUUCAGAAGGUGGCGCCGGCGUACCUGUCGGCGGCUCAAAUCCGACCGGGGACCAGCUCUACGGCGAAGUUCUAAACAAUAUGAGUUUCAGCGACCGCUUAUCGAGAAUCAACGUCCUCAAAGAUCGCAUGUACGGGUUUCCGACGGGCUUCACAGACGUACGACGAGAUGUGAACGAACUCAUAGCGCUGGUCCGGUCGAGCGUCGGGCGUUGCGAUCGCGGCGCGCAAAUGCCGAUUCAAGAUAUAUCGCAAUACAAGCAGCUGCUCUCCGUCGAAUCGAAAGAACUGGGGCGCGCUUGCCGACGGAUGGCGCAGGCGUACACCAGCCCCGAAGAAAUGCUCUUGGCGGUGACAUGUAGCUUCCAGGUGCUGUGCUGUCUGUGCGAAGCCUGCAUGUGUCUCGUCAAGGGGCUCGGCGUCGCCAACUCCCACCAGCAGAGGGAGGUGGUGGCCAAAGUGGACGAGGUUGUGAUGAAUUAUAUCUGUUUGCUCAAAGCGGCGGAGGCGGCGACGGUGGGGGCGCCGGGCGAGCACAGUAUGAAGGCGCUGGUGAGGCACACGAGCACGAUGUCGGCGAUCGCUAACGCCCUCACUCGCUCCCUUAAAACGCUGCUUAGCAAGUAG
Molecule: messenger RNA, 5969 nt
Organism: Boleophthalmus pectinirostris (great blue-spotted mudskipper)
Lineage: Eukaryota; Metazoa; Chordata; Actinopteri; Gobiiformes; Gobiidae
Product: FERM and PDZ domain-containing protein 4-like
Exons: 17
Coding region: 303-5969 (1888 amino acids)
Cellular component (GO): cytoskeleton
Molecular function (GO): protein binding
Source: RefSeq, a predicted model, not a curated record